AUGUGCUGGAGGACGCUGCUGCUGCUGCUGCUGUGUUACGAUGCUCAGGCCACCGUGUCCCACAGGUGGAGCAGGGCCGUGCUGUUCCCUGCCGCCCAUCGGCCGAAGCGAUCGUCCUCAAUGCCCUUGAACCCCGUCCUGCAGAGCUCCCUGGAGGAAGUAGAACUGCUCUACGAGUUCCUGCUGGCCGAGCUGGAGAUCAGCCCUGACCUGCAGAUCUCCAUCAAGGACGAGGAGCUCGCCUCUCUCAGGAAGGCCUCCGCCUUCCGCGCCGUCUGCAACGACGUGAUCCCCAAGCGCAUCCCGGACAUCCGCCGGCUCAGCGCCAGCCUCGCCGGCCUCCCCGGCCUCCUUAAGAAAGAGGACUUUGAAAGGACAGCGCUGACCCUGGCCUACGCGGCCUACCGCACAGCCCUGUCCCGAGGGCAUCAGAAGGACGUCUGGGCCCAGUCCCUCCUCAGCCUUUUCCAGGCCCUGAGGCAGGACCUGCUGCGGUCCUCAGGCUCCAGAGUGUCUGCCUGA
Pipistrellus nathusii (Nathusius's pipistrelle) is the source of this 522-nucleotide messenger RNA. The record is from the annotation of a GenBank genome assembly. Lineage: Eukaryota; Metazoa; Chordata; Mammalia; Chiroptera; Vespertilionidae.